UGUAACCUGCAGGGAUAAAAAUAGCUUAAUUAAAAAACCCUUUUCAUAAGCACUUAAAGAACUGAAAAGUAAUUAAUGAGUUAAUCAGUUUAACAUUUUAUCCAAAAGUCCAAUACGAACACUCAAAAAAGCACUUCGAAAAUAACUUAAAACAGUAACACAUUUACAAAAAUGGAAUCCACAAUAACCGGGAAUGGAAAGGCAUAACAGACGGUUUUUCUUUUGAGGAUAAAAAAUUCAUCUGUGAAGAGAUCAGGAGAUAUAUAAGAACACGUCUAAAAAAUCCAGGGGGACGGGGGAUACUUCUUUGUAAGCAUAAAAUCCAAAAACAACACAACAUACGUUUUGGGGAAAUCUAAGAGAAGCAAUUAAAAUUGUUUUUCUCUGUUAAACUCAAAAAAUAUUUCCUUAACACGAAGCCAGAUUCAACAGUGAAUCAAGAAACAAAAAAUAAUCUUUCAUCAACACAACCAUCUAAAGGAGCUCAAAGUUAAACAAGAACAGAGUAAGACGAAGGGAGUUGGAUUAUUAGAAAGGAGCUUAUUUGGAAACAACCGCGGAGAAGACGUCGCCGGCGACCCACUUCCGGUCAAGAAUUCAAGAAACAUGGAAUCAAGCAAAAGGAACAUUUACUCAUUCAAGUUCAAAGAUCCCGAUCUAAGGAGCUUACGUAGCCUGAUCUCUCAGAUGCACCCUGUAUACAGAAUCAACUUUGGAAAGAACUAUGGCAAUUUGCUCAGCAUCCUCAAUCAACAAGUGGACCAUACAGCCUUGAUCACUUUAGCCCAAUUUUAUGACUUACCUUUAAGAUGCUUCACAUUCCAAGACUUCCAGCUAGCACCAACGUUAGAAGAAUUCGAGCGUCUUGUUAGGAUCCCUAUGAAGGACAAGUCACUAUUUGAAGGGACAGAUGAAUCUUUGCCCCUCGAGGACAUUGCUAGUGCGCUACACAUGGAUGAAAAAGAAGCAAAAGAUAAUUUAGAGACCAAAGGAAAUACCAAAGGGUUUUCACUAAGUUUUCUUUUGGAAAGAGCUCAUACCCUGUUGAAGGCAGAAAGUUGGGAUGCUUGUUACUCUGCUAUUGCAUUGGCUAUCUAUGGCAUCGUCCUGUUCCCUAAUAUGGAUGGUUUUAUAGACAUGACUGCCAUUUGUGUCUUCCUUACUAGGAACCCAGUACCCACUUUGUUAGCCGAUGUCUAUUAUCACAUAAGUCAUAGGUAUACUAAGAAGAAGGGGUUGAUUGCUUGUUGUGCUCCUUUAUUGUAUCAGUGGUUUCUAGAACAUCUUCCGAAGACAGGUGCUUGGGAUGAACAAACAGAUAUUAGUUGGCCUCAGAGAUUGGGAUCACUCCGAUCUGAAGAUCUCUCUUGGUACUCCAAAGAAUAUAUCAACGCAGACAUCAUAUUCAGUUGUGGAGAUUUCCCAAAUCUACCGCUCAUUGGAACUCAAGGAUGUGUGAAUGCUAAUCCAGUUCUAUCACUCAGACAACUCGGUUACCCAAUGGAAGGCCCUCCAGAGGAAAAUUCUUUGGAAGCUUUCUUGUUACUUGACUUUGGGGCUGAGAAUCCUAGCUUAUUCCAGCGAAUCAAAGAAGCUUGGAAAAAUGUCAAUCGAAAAGGAAAAGCUGAGUUAGGGAGAGCAAAUGGGAUUACAAAAGAACCAUAUUUUCAGUGGGUAAAGGAAAGGGUGCAGAUAAUUAAAAUGCCAUUCGUCAUUCGGAUGCCUAUACCUCUUCCUGAACCUAAGCUCACCCAUGUCCCUAUUGAAGAAAUGGAGGAACUCAAGGCCACCAUGGCAAAGCUAGAAAAAGAGAAUGAAGAGCUUCAGACAAAACUCCAACAAACCAUCAAUGAGAAAAAUAAUAUGAAGUGGGAGCUUGAGAGAAAAGAAGCGCAACUUCAAGCCCACGUGGAAAAGUUCAACAAGGAGGAGCAUAAGAGAAAGAAGAUCAAAAUGGGAUUAGAACAGGCUGAUCAUUGUUUGGAUACUCUUAAGGGUCAACUACGACAAACUCAGAAAGAAUGUCAAGACAAUGAGCAUUGGUGGCAUCUAGCCACAAAGGAGAACAAGACGAUAAGGGAUACACUUGGGGCUCAGAUAAAAGAACUAACCAAUUCUGUUCGUCAGGCAAAAGCAGAAGUAGAUCAGGAGCGCCGACUCAAGAAAAUAGCCACUGAAGCUUCUAGGGUGUCACCCAUGGUAUGGGAGGAAAAGUGUCGAGAAGUAAGAGAUGCCAGGGAGUCUGUAAGCUAUUGGAAGAACCAGCUAGAGUCAUUACGCCAGGACAGCUCCAUAUGGUUAAAAGAGCGAGACUAUGUGAUUGAAGAUUAUGAAUCCUUUAAGAAGACCAUAGACUUCUUACAAGGGGACAGGGAUAAGUUUCGUGCAAAACUCGAUGGGCUAGUAGGAUUCUGUAAUUGGGCAGCUGAAGAGUUGCCAUGGAGGUUGAGAGACGCAGUCGAAGAGUUGAAAGAAGAUAGCACUCCUCCAGCCAUAAUCAAUUUCGUUAUGCUCUUCAAAGGGUUGUUGAAGAGAUUCAAUGAGGAACUAAAAGAGCUUCAGGCCAGAAAGCCAGCUGUUUAAUUUGCUUAUGUCUUGUAUUUUGUUUCUUUAACAAAUGUACUUUUGAAUUAUGACCUUUUUGGACCUCUAUGUUAUGUAUUGGAAUGAAUGACGUAAAAAAAAAAAAAAUUUACUCCAUUACUGCUAUUAUAAAUAUUUUCUUUGUUUCUUCGAA
Molecule: messenger RNA, 2737 nt
Organism: Lathyrus oleraceus (garden pea)
Lineage: Eukaryota; Viridiplantae; Streptophyta; Magnoliopsida; Fabales; Fabaceae
Exons: 2
Coding region: 607-2583 (658 amino acids)
Source: RefSeq, a predicted model, not a curated record